GACGAAAGGACUACCUGUAAACGAGUUUCCAGAAACCGCUUGGAAAACGACUAUUGUUAAGGCUUCAGGUAAUCCAUCUCCCGAAGCAUCCUCGGGCCUUUCUCUAAGGGAAAAGCAAUGCCAGGAUGAUUUUCAAGAUGGAUUGCAGGAAGCUCUAAUAUCGGUGCUGAUCGUGUAAAAAAAACAGCUAAGAUGACGGCAGAGAAGUCCGAACAGGACAGGGAGGACACGCCUAUGCAGCAGGCAUCUUCGGAUGUUGAACAAGGAUAUUCGGAAUCGUGUGAAGAUACUUCGGACACCGAUUCUGAUAUUGAAUGUGAUGAAAUUAUGGAGCCGUUAUUUGAAAGUAGUAGUUACAAGGAAGUGACAUCCCAUUCCCAUGAUUCCCAGACCCAGGCUUCUGGUCAAGGUCAUGGUAGCCAGAAAAAGCCCACAACAGGAGCACCAAGUGGCAGUGACCAUCUUUCUAUUAUGAGUGUAGGGAAUUCAUCAUGAUCUCCAACUGAUUCAUCUGAAGACAAGACAAGUGGGAGAAGGCACCGAGGUGAUCCCGCUACAACUCUAGACGAAUCCCUACCCCUCUAAUUCGAGAAGUACCGACAAGCAAGUAGAACCUGGUGGCAACGCCAAAAAAGAAUACGAUGCACCACCUCGACCUGCGUCUCCCUCUGGGCGACGAUUCUUUCUGUUUCGCGCAGUAAAUCCUAAUGAGAACGAGAUGUGGCAGCCGACACCUGAGCAUAUGUUUAUGGCUCAGACUUCAUUGGCCAUCACCGAACAUAUUACCAAAGUAGAACAAAUUCAAGAACUGCAUUCUCUGCUUCAAAGCUUAAUACAGUAGACCAAUAAAAGGUACAGGUGACUUAUCUUCUCUAUCUCUUAGUUUUCUCAGGCACUUAUCUCUUCACGCUUACCACGAUAUUACCCAAAAUAACAAGUGAUUCGAUAGAUGAUCACCUAGUAUUUAAGACUCAGACGUCAUACACAUACAUAAGUCUAAGUGCCGCUAACUUAGACAAAGUAGAUGUAGAUUUUUUGGGGUUAUGCGGUCACCGACCGACAUCGAAGAGGAGACCCCGUGAAAGAACAGCGAAAAUAGAAAAGGGAAGAGGUGACGUUGAGAGGUUGAGGCGUGUAGAUCAGAAUGAAUUAAAUUGGUGGCCAAUGAGUUCCGACCUUUAAUAUGUACAACAACUAUGCCCUUGGAGAGUGGUC
Amoebophrya sp. A25 is the source of this 1215-nucleotide messenger RNA. The record is from the annotation of a GenBank genome assembly. Lineage: Eukaryota; Dinophyceae; Syndiniales; Amoebophryaceae.